Messenger RNA from Botrytis cinerea B05.10, 3454 nucleotides. RefSeq lists its product as hypothetical. NCBI's taxonomy places the organism in Eukaryota, Fungi, Ascomycota, Leotiomycetes, Helotiales, Sclerotiniaceae. The transcript is spliced from 3 exons. The record is from RefSeq and is a predicted model, not a curated record. The coding region runs from base 887 to 3022 and encodes 711 amino acids.
GAUUCUUCCAAAUGUUCCAUAGCAUCAUAUCUUAAUGUUCUAAACGCCUUCUAUAUGAUUCAGGGACCCACAGGUCUUCUGACGCCGUGUAUAGCCCCGCGCAACCCCACUAACAAUCAUCAUUUCCAGGGAUAUCGAAUACUACGCGUCUAAAUGUGACAGGCUCAUAGGCUCUGUAGCACAAUACAAGGCUGCUGUCGGUGGGCUUUUCCACGGAUACAGUGUAUAUCACACUGGUGUUAUGCCUGUCAGAUGGAUACUAGUCGACCAGCCAUCUUCAAUAUACAUAGAUCAUCAUACCAACCAACAAAAUUCUAAAAUAACAAUCGAGUAAUUCAUCCCACGUAUAUUAAUCCGCAAUCAAGAUCAAGUUGAAGAAGAAGAAGAAGAAGAAGAAGAAGACCUUUCACACCAACAAAUACCACGCCUCUUCAACCCUUGUACUGUCUACCUAGGUACCCCAGAAUCAGCAGCAUCCCACCGCUUGUGUCAUCCACACUCAUCGCAUACCACGGCAAAAUCAGCCUACGAGACCGAUACCUGAUGAUUUGCCAGCUCAUGCCCAAUCAUUCGGAUUAUGACUGGUGAUGAAAUUUUGCGCAGCAUCGUUCAUUCAUGAUUAGAAAAAGAUCUUCUUCUUUCGUUGUACAAACCGUUUAAUCGCUUGAUUCACGAAUACAGUCUCCUCCGCCGUACCUUCAUUCGUACCUACAUCAUAUAUUCUGCCAUCCGCUCUGCUCUAUCGAUGCGGACACAACAGCCAGAGAAAACGAAUGCGAUGCCAAAACAAAAUAGCCAACAACAACAGCAACCAUAUCGAGAUCUUAUCGAGUGAUCAUUUUCGGCAAAUUGAGGGACGGAGAUAUCGCAAUCGUCUUUUGUGAACAUGGCGCAGACCCAACCGCAACCACAGGAGAAAACUCCCGACGUGGAUGCCAAAGAGUUCUAUGGAUAUUUGUUUGAUGAGAAUAAGAGUCCGACGCCAGUACUAAAUGCGCUAUUGAGAGGAGUCGCGAAUCAUAUUAUAGAGAAUGUGGGAAGUCAAGAGGACAAAUUUCUAACGCCCGAGAAGUUGGCACUUUUCUAUAAAGCUGUUGGUGGAAAUUAUGACUCUCUUUUUGUGGAGACGAAACAUCCAUCCAUCUCUUGGAUUUAUGCCUCGAUAGGCUGUCAACAUACUUUAAACCCGACGAAAGAUGAUUUUGCCCCCCCUUCGAUACCGUGUCUCACUGUGCGAGGAUUCGUACGAUGGCAAUCGAUAGAAAUACUGUUGGGGCCCGAGGAACAUGUGCCAUUCCUGCAAACCGCGGUCCGAGAUUUCGAAAUCAAAAAUCCAGACACGGGAGAGCGAUUCCCAAUUGAUUUGCCCAAGGAAGCGUUCCCACUAGUACCGGAUGCGGGAAUAGCGGAAUGGCAUCAGACUUGUGCGGAGAAAUUACGCAAACGAGCCACGCCGGAUGAAGAAGAGGAUGUUCCUAUGCCAGACCUCCCGCCGAGACCAAAGGUACAAGCAACAUAUGUUCAUGUCAGGCCUUCGCCCAGGGUCCCAGAUCCGACUCCAGCAAAUGCUGCGCAUCCCCGCAGCGGCUAUUUCGAGCCUUCUACUCGUGAGUCCACUCGUGAGCCACCUCGGGAAUCGACUCGAGAAUCGACUCGAGAAUCGACUCGGGAAUCUACUCGAGAACCAACUCGAGAACCAACUCGAGAAUCUACUCGGGAAUCUACUCGUGAGCCUCCUCGCGAAUCGGCUACUCGUGAAUCUACUACCCGUCGACCUAGUCGACCUAUACCUUACACCCACGUCUCGGCAUCUCGUCCCCAACGGCCCCCCCUCAACCGAUCACCCACUCAUCGAGUCCGUCAAUUUCUUGCUCCAGAAGAGCCAUAUGCACCCCGCAUACCCCGCGGACGUCAUCGCAGUUUUCCCAAUUUAAGCUCACCCGUCUCAGAAGACGCUCCUACCUUCCACGCGCACCCCGCUCCUUCUGCCGAUCCCCACCACAAUGUCCCAGUUCCGGAUCCGCCGCACACCGCUCAUCCUCGAAGACAUAGUCAUCCUCGACAAUCCCGACACGCACCCAUUGUUUCCGAAAGCUCCGAUUCGUCCAGCGAUACCAGCGUGACUUCGGAUUCGGAAGAUGAUCCUUCUCCCAAAACUCGUACGAUUCCGAUAAAAUCAUCGACGAGUGGACGGCCGAUAUCAAGACACCCGCAAACUGCUUAUAUGUCACGAAGUGCUGGAGCUGAUAGUCCUCGGGUGUUUGCAUUUCCAUCUACGGCACCGGGUAGUACGAUGCCGUCUCCGGUUUCGGAUGUGAGGGAGAGGGAGAGGGAAAGGGAGAGACAGAGAGAUAUUGAGGAAAAAGUGAGACGGGGUCAGUAUCCCACUAAUAUUGAUUUGAAUGGGAAACUGAGUGCGCCAUUUUUGGCGGGAAGGAGGAAAAGAGAGACAGGGAGAGGAUCGGUUGAUAUAGAUAGGGAGAGGGAGAGGGAGAGGGAUAGAGAGAGAGAAAAGGGAAGAAGUGAUAGUAGAGGUGUGAAGUGGAGGGAUCUAGGGGAUAUUGCUGAGAUGUGGAGGAAUGGGGGAAUGAGAGGAGAGGGAGUGAGUAGUCAUUCUCAUCAUGUGAGUGGAGGGAGUGGUGGAGAAAGUGGGAGAGAAAGCGGAGAAGGGAGGGGGAGUAGGAGGCACAGUAGUCGAGAAAAUAGGAGUGAGAGGGAUAGAGAUCGCGAAAGAGAGAGGGAAAGGGAUCGAGACAGAGAGAGGGAUAGGGACAGAGAUCGAGAUCGAGAUGAACGGGAUAGAGAAAGAGAUUAUAAGAGAAGGGAACGACCUAGGUUACAGACGAGACACAGUAGUCAUGAGGAAAUCCCUGCAAGAAGGAUUAGAACGGAGAGAGCAGAUAGAGAGAGAGAUGAUGAAUAUGAGGGGAGAAGUUUCAGAGAGAGAGAUCGAGAGAGAAGGGAAAGGAUUGUGAGUCCUGUUAGGGGGGUAGAUGGGAGGAAAUAUCCGGAUUGGAGAUGAUGAUUUAUAAAGAUUAAGAGAGGAUGAAUAUGUGUUUGCGAUGGAGUUUCGGAUGGAUCUCCAAUGGAAUGGAUGGAUCUAGGUAGAUGGAUGGAUGGAUAAUUACAUUAAGCGAAGCGAAAUUUCGAAUGAGCAACGAGCAAUGAAGAUUAUGAUGAUUAGUUUAUAUAUCUUGUUACGUUACGUUACGUUUAUGUUAUGUUAGCAAGAGAUGCGAGAUACCAGGAUGCAAUGAUGGACAAAUGGAUAGAUGGAAAUUUUGUAUCUGCUUAUGUGCAUGUGUAGACGGGGUUUGGGGCGGGCUUGUCUUGCCUAUCUUGCAUGAGCUACUUUCAUAUCAAAUCAUCGAAUUAUCUAUCUACAUAUCUAUCAACUCACUACUACCUCCUAUAUUCUCAUUAAUACAAUAUACCAUACCAUACCUACCGAACA